This is a messenger RNA of Strongyloides ratti, 1200 nucleotides long. RefSeq lists its product as hypothetical. Gene Ontology annotation, biological process: neuropeptide signaling pathway. The record is from RefSeq and is a predicted model, not a curated record. Bases 1 to 1200 code for a protein of 399 amino acids. Lineage: Eukaryota; Metazoa; Nematoda; Chromadorea; Rhabditida; Strongyloididae. The transcript is spliced from 2 exons. Gene Ontology annotation, molecular function: neuropeptide receptor activity.
AUGAAUAUUACACAACAUAUUCUGGAACAUUUUGCUUCAAAUUCAAAUCAGAUACGUUUAACACCUCAGGUAUUACCUAAAAUAUCAUCAGUUAAUGAUGAGGACUACUCAAAUGAUGUAAAUUUUUUAUCAGAAGAUACAUUUAAUAAAAAUGAAAUAAAUUCAAAUAUAUGGAAUUUAACUGGUGAUGACGUAUUUGCUGGUUUAUUUUUAUUAAUAUUUGGCAUGUUCGGAAUUACAUUAUAUGCUGUUGUUUGCAUUGCCAUGGCCAAAAUGUGUAAAGAAAUAGUUGGUUUUCGUUUUUUGGUAUCUCAAGCACUUACUGAUAUUCUUUUAUUACUACAGUUUGGAAUUUGGCCGGGUGUAGUUAUUUUAACACAAAAUGAAAUAAUACCACAUAAAUAUAGAUGGCAUAUGCAUAUUUACCUCGAUUUUACUUGGUGGGCAAUGGUUUAUCAUUAUUCAAUUGUAGCAUGGAGUCGUUUAGCUGCUGUUCAAUUUCCCAAUUGGUUUCGAACAUUAUCAAAUAGAACAUGUUUAAUAAUUUGUUCAAUUGCAUGGAUUGGUGGAUUAAUUCAAACAUUAAUUGAACAUCAACUUCCUUGGUUUGAGAUACUUUACUAUGACCCAAAGCAAUACUCAUUGACAGGAAAUUGGGUUAAUUAUAAUGAAAAAGGCACAGCAACAUAUUAUAUGAUAUUUAAUUGGGCAGCAAUUAUAUUACCAUUUCCUUUUUAUGGGUAUGCUUUAUAUGUUUUAUUUAAAAGGCAACAAAGACAAUAUUAUAAUUCAUUAAAAUACCGAUUACGAGAAAAUUCUUAUACAUCUGAUUAUACAGUUCAGAGGCAAUUAUCUAUUGAAACAAGACUUCUUAUACCAUGUAUUAUAAAUACAAUAUUAUUUGUUGUUGGACAAAUUGCAAUAUCUAUUUGUUCAAAGACAACUGGAAAAUGGAUUUCAUGGACAGUUAUGGUUAUAUUUGCUACCAACUCAUUUGUUAAUCCCGUUUUAUAUCUAUGUUUCAGUUCAGUUAUACGUAGAUAUUUAUUUACAAAUUGUGAAAAACAGCUUAAUACAUCAUCUGUUUACCGUGACUUUGACUUUCGAUCAUCUAGUCAAGCAAGUAUUAGUUAUCACCAACAACAAAAAUCUUCACUAAUAAAGUGGAAAAAAGAUUCACCAUCAUUGUCUAAUUUAUAA